Molecule: messenger RNA, 2265 nt
Organism: Copidosoma floridanum
Lineage: Eukaryota; Metazoa; Arthropoda; Insecta; Hymenoptera; Encyrtidae
Product: zinc finger protein 260-like
Source: RefSeq, a predicted model, not a curated record
AUGGCCGAAAAUAGUAGUUCUCUGCACAUUUGCUACGUACGUGGCAUAAUUUGUAAAACAAACGUUGCUCUUGAGAGACAUGAACGGAUUCAUGGGAAUAAUGGACCCCACGUUUGCAGUUCCACUUCGAAUAGUUUAACUCAAAAAAAUUGUCUAAUAUUGAACGAGCGGACUCAUACAAUUGAAAAGCCCUACAUCUGUCAAGUUUGCUCGAAAAGAUUUGCUGAUAAACGUAAUCUUACGAUUCACUCGCGAACUCAUACAGGUAACAAGCCUCACGUUUGCCAAGUGUGUUUACGAGGUUUUACUCAAAUAUAUAAUCUUAGAAUACACGAAAGAACUCAUACGGGUGAAAAGCCCUACAUCUGUCAAGUUUGCUCGAAAAAAUUUUCUCGAAAAUUUACUCUUCAAGUACAUGAGCGGACUCACACAAUUGAAAAGCCCUACGUUUGCCAAGUGUGUUUACGAGGUUUUUCCCAAAUAUCUACUCUUAGGACGCACGAAAGGACACAUGCGGGUGAAAAGCCCUACAUCUGUCAAGUGUGUUCGCAAAGUUUUGCACGAAAAUCCCAUCUCAUUAGGCACGAGAGUAUUCAUACGGAUGAAAAGCCUUACGUCUGCCAAGUGUGUUCUCAAAGUUUUGCACGAAAAUCCCAUCUUAUUAGGCACGAGAGUAUUCAUACGGAUGAAAAGCCUUACGUCUGCCAAAUGUGUCCACAAAGUUUUUCUCAGAAAUCCAAUCUUAAAUCUCACCAGAGGAUUCACACAGGUGAGAAGCCUUACGUCUGCCAAGUGUGCUUGAAAAGUUUUGCUCACAAAUCCACUCUUAUAACACACGAGAGGAUUCACACGGGUGAGAAGCCUUACGUCUGCCAAGUGUGCUUGAAAAGUUUUGCUCAAAAAUCCACUCUUAUAACACACGAGAGGAUUCACACUGGUGAGAAGCCUUACGUAUGCCAAGUGUGUUCACAAAGUUUUACUCGAAAAGCCACUCUCAUAGUGCACGAGAAGACUCACACGGGUGACAAGCCUUACGUCUGCCAAGUGUGCUUGAAAAGUUUUACUCAAAAAUCCACUCUUAUAACACACGAGAGGAUUCACACGAGUGACAAGCCUUACGUCUGCCAAAUGUGUUCGCAAAGGUUUGCUCAUAGAUCCACUCUUAUAUCACACAAGAGGAUUCACACGGGUGACAAGACCUACAAGUGCCAAGUGUGCUUGAAAAGUUUUGCUCAAAAAUCCACUCUUAUAACACACGAGAGGAUUCACACUGGUGAGAAGCCUUACGUAUGCCAAGUGUGUUCACAAAGUUUUACUCGAAAAGCCACUCUCAUAGUGCACGGGAAGACUCACAUGGGUGAGAAGCCUUACGUCUGCCAAGUGUGCUUGAAAAGUUUUGCUCACAAAUCCACUCUUAUAACACACGAGAGGAUUCACACGGGUGACAAGCCUUACGUCUGCCAAGUGUGCUUAAAAAGUUUUGUUCGAAAAUUUAGUCUUAAAGUACAUGAGCGGAUACAUACGGGUGAAAAGCCCCACGUUUGCCAAGUGUGUUGGAAAAGGUUUUCUAUAAAACGUAAUCUUCAGACGCACGAAAGAACACAUACGGGUGAAAAACCUUUCAGUUGCCAAAUAUGUUUACAAAGUUUUGCUCAAAAAUCCCAUCUUAUGAUGCAUGAGAAGACUCACACUGGUGAGAAGCCCCACACCUGCAAAGUCUGUUCGCAAAGUUUUGCUCAAAAAUCCAAUCUUAAAUCUCACGAGAGGACUCACACUGGUUAUAAACCCCACACCUGCCAAGUAUGUCCGAAAAGUUUUGCCAAAAAGUCUGCUCGUAUUAAGCACGAACGGACUCAUACAGGCGUGAAGCUGCACCUUUGUCAAUUGUGCGGUAUAAGUUUCAGUGGCAAGGGAAGGCUGGCAGCUCACAAGUGUACUCACGCAGGUGAUGUAUCCCACCGUUGCUUACAGUGUGGGAAAGAUUUCCAAGAUAAGAAGAAUUCCACAAUGAAUGAUCGGAGUGGUACCAGUGAUUUACGUGGUCACUGCAAUAAUUGUUCCAUAAACUGCCCUCGAAAACAUAGUUUAAAGGUACAGGAGUGGAAUCAAACGCCUUCCGGUUCUCAACUACCGUGUUCGACUAGUUUUACCCGAGAAGAUAUAGUGAUGUCGCAUGAAAACACUAACACCGAUAAUUUGCUGAAUGUCAAUUCAAUGUUGCCCUCAUUUUCCAGUACUUUUCGUCAUAAAACGUCCUUCUUGUAA